GGGCGGAGCUUACUCCGGCUGGUAACGGGGAGAAGAAGCCGAGGCAACAGCGGACACGGACGGACGCCCUCGCUCAUCUUCAUCUCGUGUCUUGCGGCUGUUUCCAAAUGGCAACGACAGCGGACGACCAGCGGGAACCGGAGGACGUCGCCGCGCUGUCGACGCACCACGGCUGCCACCACAACUGCAACAACAACAAUAAUAAUAAUAAUAAUAACAACAACAAAGACAGCGAGGCGGGAGAGAGCGCGACGUCCGGCACCGCCAGCACCACUGAACCCGGUGGGACGGCGUCGCAGAGCAUCGGUAACGGCUCGGUUAUUAACCCCAGCGGGGGGAACAACGGGAAGUGGGUCCGACUGAACGUCGGCGGCACCGUGUUCCUCACAACGCGGCAGACUCUCCUCAAAGAGCAAACUUCAUUUCUUUACCGGCUGUGCCAACAACAGGACCUGCACUCAGACACGGAUGAGUCAGGAGCCUAUGUGAUCGACAGAGACCCGACCUACUUCGGGCCCAUCCUCAACUACUUGCGGCAUGGCAAACUGGUCUACAACAAGGAGCUGGCUGAAGAAGGUGUCCUGGAGGAGGCUGAGUUUUACAACAUCACCCCACUGAUCAAACUGAUCAAGGAGAGGAUCGUGGAGAGGGACUCCAAAGCCACACAGGUGCCCCCCAAGCAUGUCUACCGAGUGUUGCAGUGCCAGGAGGAGGAGCUCACCCAGAUGGUCUCCACAAUGUCGGACGGCUGGAAGUUUGAGCAGGUCAGCGUGCGCGCCUGCAGAAAGCCCCGCACCGGACUGCUCUGGACUAUGGUGAACAUCGGCUCCUCAUACAGCUAUGGAACAGAGGACCAGGCUGAGUUUCUGUGUGUCGUGUCCAAGGAGCUUCACACUCCGGGAUCUGGGCUGGCUACAGAGCAGAGCCACAAAACCAAGCCGGCGGAGAUGCAGGAGGAGGAAGCCGCGAAGGAUGAGGAGGAGGAGGAGGAGGGAGGGAGAGAUACCACACCAAAUGAGUGGCUUAGAGAAUGAGGGAGUCAUGUUUCAUUGUUCCAAAGAGAGGCGGGAAUGGCUUUUCCAGAUCCAUGGGUCCCGGAUGUAGAAAUGACAAGAAAUUUAAGUUAUUUUUUUCUAGGCUUAUCACAACAUGGUGUAUGUGUGCGUCAAUGGACACUCAUCGAAACAGAUUUGUAGCAUUGUUAUCAGUUCAUUGACAAAAUGCCAGUUAGGAAGAUAACCAAACGACCAAAAAGAAGAAAAGAAAAAAAAGAUCUUAAAUCUCACAGUCAGACACAGCAAUAUGUUCAGAAGUAUUUUUCAGGCGAAUUAAUUUUAUUAGUAGAGAUGAUAAUGUGUCGGUGUGUGCAAACGUUACAUUGCCAAGGGCAGUAGUGGAGCUUAGUAAAUUAUAACCAAAGAUCCAGAUUAAAGCUGGCCGAACCAAGGUGCUGAACCGAAAUAUGAGAGAGAAUAGAAAAUCUGCCUGAGGAAAAAUUGACAUUGUCUUGCCGUUGUUACCCAGUGAGGAGCUUUUUCAGUGUCACUAUGAUCUGAUGAAUGACGGAUGAUGUGAAAGGAUCAGAUUUUAACUGUGUUACACGUACCCUAAUGUUAAUUCAAGGCAAAUCCUGUAGUCUUCUCAUUUAUUUUGCACUUGAGGCAAAAGUUUUGACUGCAGACAUUUCAGACAGGACCAUCUUUACUUUACUUGUUAAAUGAGGAGGUUAUAAUGAUGGUAAUUUAAUUUAAUGUUGCUGUCAGUGUGAAAACUAGGACGGCACCGAAUGGAUGUGGCUGUUCAAUAUGAAUAUUCAUUCCUUUUUUCUAUGUAGAGUUUGAGACUUUGAACAGGGUUUGGUCAUACACGUAAUACAGUAAACAAGCCAAGUGGGCCCUUCGAGGUAACGCAAGCUAACUAUGCUAAUGAUAUCAAACAAAACCAGAGACAAUAUCGUAUUAAGUAGCCGUGAGCUGUAAAGGCAGAAGAUAGCGUUAUCUCAAAGCCUGACCGGGCAAAGCCUCUCUUCCUCUGGGCAGCUGCCUCCGUCUUAGUCAGGCUUACCUUGGCUCUUGGUCUGCAGCUACCUGUAACAGAGAGCAGCAUGACAGCAAAAAGCUCUCACUCUGCAGCCACAUCUGGGGACUGAAUCGUCCCCAGAAAUAUACUGACUGACCAAAAUAAAAAGACUGCCCGACUUGAGAUCUUUGUUGACUAUGGGGUCACCGACACUGAUGAGUUGAAUCUUCAGGGACUCUCAGGGGGCAGCCGUAGUGAAAACACUGGUUUGAUCUUGUACACUGACCUCGCAACCCCUGUAGUCGAGGCUGGAGCAGAUCUUGGCAGUGUGCACUGCAUACAAAGCAGAUAUGAGUCAGUGCGCCUUUGGUUCUGAGUUGCAUCGGGUGCAUUGACCCUGGUCUACCUGUGUGAACAUGUUUUAACCCUGGUGUGAUCUCAUGGUAUUAGAUGUUAGUUAUUUAUGGGUUCUCUUUGCUGACAGAUGGAUCAGUGUAGCUGGAGACAGAUGUAUUAUCCUACGCCAUUAUUUACUGGUCACCUUACAAAGGCUUCAUCUCCUUACAGACAGGCUAUCAUUGUCCAACAGAGCAGCCAGCACACCGCACUGACAGAAACACACACUGCUCUACAUUUUCUCCCUGCGCCAACAUCCUUCCUUGAGCUGAUGCACACCUGCAUCACCUCGUGCCACUGCAUGCUCAGCAGCACCGUCGUCUCAGGCUGUCGCCCUGGCUGAGAUCCAGAGCCAGCUUUGGCCCCAGCUGACAGAGAGAUGUUGGUGUGAGUCAGAGAAGGCUGUAACCGAGAGGGGUAGAGGGCGGGAGGAGGGGGGGAUCAAAAUAAGGAGGAGAGACAGGAGAAUGAGGUGUAUCUCUGCCUUGCAGUAAUGAUAGUCACACUAGGUCCUCUAUCAUCUUUGUUUGUAAAAUAAUGAACAGCAGAUCUGCCGCAGUGCAGGUGUAUGAUUGAAAAGGUUUUUAAGAAGCAGCAAGUUAGAUCACACAUGACUUUUAAUGACCUCUGUUGGCAACUUGUAGGAACUGCACCACGGAUCAAAUUUGGAACCACCUCACAGGUCUGUGGCACAACCCCUGACAGUCUGUAUAGUGCUGUGUAAUGACAUGAAUUAGCAAAUGUACCUGCCAUGAGGUCUUGACAGCAUAUUCACUGGUAAAAAUCUGCAGCUGCAGUUGUUGAAUGCUGGAAAGUAUCUUAAAAAUAACAGGGUGUUCAGUUUUUAUCAGCAGGUAAUAAACUGUGUAAAUACACAUACAGCCUAGAAUACACCUACAGUACCACAGCGUCAUGACGUAGCCUAUUAGAAAACAUUUAACCAAAUAAAACACAGAAAUACAUUGUAGAACAAAUGCUAAUGGGAGCGGGGCAGGUCUCUUUUAAAGCAUUUCUUGGAGGCAUAAAUAAUUUAACUCAUUGAGUUCAUCUGCAGUGGUAGGAGCCAAAAAACAAAACAGUUAAGACAUUACAAUACAAAGGGGAGAAGAAGGCAAAUGGGUAACUAUGCUAUGAUAUGUUGGUUGGCUACAUAUUCCAGUUCAUGUUCCAAAUUUAAAGUGGAAACAGACAACUUUACAACCCCCACACCAGGUUUUAGACCAUCUUUGAAAGCCUUAGCAAUAUGCGGUCGCUCAUGUUAACCCAUUGUGGGAUAUUUAUGCUGACAACAUUUCCUUAAACAUGUGGGAAGUGAAGUUUUUAGCUGCAGUUACUCUAACACGGGUACACAUAGCAUUUGCUAACCCAGAAGAAAAAAGUAAACACUAAACCAAACCACUCAUUAAAGCUGUUCUUCACUAACCACUUUUUUGGCCCUGCCUGCAGAAGUUUACCUCACGCAGAGAGAUUAUUUCUGCCUCUAAAGAUUUCUGCAGCCAUAUUGAGCGUUGGCUGUCAGCAGCUUAUGUCUGACCCCCCCCUGCUGUUCAGCUCCUUUGUAACACUGACUGACCAGCAACAUGCAGUCAGGACACACACUAACACACACGGCUGUUUUAUACAGGCAAUAAGCACUUAGAGUUACGACGUGAGACAAUCGAGAAUUAAGAUCAUGGUUGGCUACUUUUUUAAAAACAUUUUGAUAAUUAAAUCUGAAAAAAAGGCUGCAAAUACAAUACUGAGUGUUUGUGUGUGCGUACAUGAAAUUAAAUGUCUCGUCCAUCCAAAGUGUAAACAGAUACCCUGGACUUUUAAGGUUCCUCGCAAUACCUUAACGGCUGAUUAGCAGAGUACAGUAAAUGUUAGGAUAGUGAUGUUACAUCAUGCUUUUGAUAAUCAUAACAGUGAUAUUAGCAGGAGGGAGAAGACUGUUUAAUGUUUUGUCACUUCAGCUUUUUUUUUGCAGCUCUAUUCACUCGAAUCAUUCGGUGCCUUGAGUUCAAGCAGCAAAACUGACACGUCAAAAGACCAGAUGUGUCCAAAUGAUCAUAGGUGUUUUACAUUACAUGCAUUUUUUUAAAAUGGCUGUUUUGAUAUUUUAGUCGACAAAUGGGUAGUUUACAGUCUCACUGAGAGUCUAGGUUUGGCAUUUGUGUACAUUUCUUCCAGUGCAUGUUUGAUCUGAGAAUUUUUAUUUUUCAUAAAGUAGAGAUUGAGAGUACACGCAGCUGUGUGUGUGAGCUGAAGCUGGUUUCACGCAGCUCCUGUAGAAGGCUGUUUUGUAUAAGAUAUCAUGCCUUUUUGAUUUUUUUUUGUACGUUCAGUUGUCUAAUUUAUUCUCAACAUUUCUUUUUGAAUGUUACAUAGUAAAAAGAAUCUGGGUUUUGAUAUUUUUAGGUGGGGAGGGGGUGUUAACGUCAUCUUAGGGUGACUUUUGCUUUUUUCUACUUGACGACCUGCUUUUAUUUUUGACUAACCUGAUGAUCUUCAAUUACAUAGAAAUAUAUUCAUCAGGUUUACUGAAUAUGUUAGUUAAGUUCACAUAAAUGCUGUUCAAAAGACAUUUCCCAGAUGAUAGUCUUUUUUUCCUCCAAUGAAAAGGAGUUACCAGUCGGUCCGUUUUAUAAGCCUCCACUUGUACACUACGUGUUGAAUUGUUUCUGCUGUACAGUAGAGUGUGUUUUCACAUAGUGUUAGAUGUGUAAAAGUCUACUUGGCAGUACUUUUCUUUAUUCCGUGCAAAAAACAAACAUCUGUCAGGCAGCUGUGGAUAGAAAAACAUUUUAAUCUGAUGCUGGAGUUUUUUUUUUUCCUUCUGCUGUCCAUACUCAGUGUCUGUAUACGUCAAACAAUGUGACACAUGCAUUGUAACGCCUCAGAUGAACCUGUACAGGCUUCGAGAAACGCUGUUUUCAUUUCUGUAUUUCACCUGAACAAUAUACAGCAUUUUCAACAGAUGUGACAGAAAGUGAUUUUUUUAUUUAAUGUAAAUGAAUGUCACCAUUCUCAACAAAAUAAAAUCUUUGUCCUUUGGUUUAAAA
Messenger RNA from Epinephelus lanceolatus (giant grouper), 5456 nucleotides. RefSeq names its product potassium channel tetramerization domain containing 17 (gene kctd17). Lineage: Eukaryota; Metazoa; Chordata; Actinopteri; Perciformes; Serranidae. Gene Ontology annotation, cellular component: Cul3-RING ubiquitin ligase complex; cytoplasm. Gene Ontology annotation, biological process: protein homooligomerization; proteasome-mediated ubiquitin-dependent protein catabolic process. Gene Ontology annotation, molecular function: cullin family protein binding. The record is from RefSeq and is a predicted model, not a curated record.